This is a messenger RNA of Toxotes jaculatrix (banded archerfish), 3105 nucleotides long. RefSeq names its product WD repeat domain 89 (gene wdr89). The record is from RefSeq and is a predicted model, not a curated record. Gene Ontology annotation, molecular function: protein binding. Bases 251 to 1387 code for a protein of 378 amino acids. NCBI's taxonomy places the organism in Eukaryota, Metazoa, Chordata, Actinopteri, Toxotidae. The transcript is spliced from 2 exons.
UUGUUCCAUGCGUGUUUUGAGUAAAAGUAGUGUGAUUACAUGAAUGGUGUUUAACAUGAGGUUAUUAUGUAACGUUAAUGUUAAUAACGUUAAUAAUGUCGUUAAUAAUAAAUGAUGUCGAUAUCGUGUUUACAGUGUUUUGUCUAAAAUGGAAACGCGUGUCCAAAUAAUCGACAAAAUCUACGUCGUUUUUCCUCCAUUUGUGGAAGUUUCUGGACAGUGAAGUUUCAUCCCAUCACACUGAGCUGCCAUGGAGUGUUUGGAGGAGAAGCUCAGAGGUCUGUCCAUCGCUCGGCGGUCUCGUCCUGAUGAACCCACCUACCUGCUGCACGUUGCCCUGCAGCCGACCGGCCUGCUGGCGGUGUCCUGCUCCAACUUCACCGUCCACCUGCACAACAAGGACACACUCAAACUGGUGGGAGAGUAUCAGGGCCACAGUGGGCCGCUGUGUGGGGUUACUUUCGCCCACAGCUCCCCUGACAUUCUCUACUCUGGUUCUGCUGAUGGGACAGUGCGGGAGUGGGAUGUCCGCUGCCCUGGGACAGAGGCCGUCCAGACAUUUAAAAGUGACCCCUCACACAGCUACUGCAGCUUCGACCUGAGCUGCAGCGACACGCUCCUAUGUGCAGGCACUGAGCAGGUAAACAACGAGGACAGCUUUCUGGUUUUCUGGGAUACCAGGAAACCAGGUGGUGGGCUUCUGGGGGUAUACUCUGAGUCACACAGUGAUGACAUCACACAGGUGUGCUUCCACCCUCGAGACAAAGACCGUCUGGCUUCUGGCUCCACAGACGGCCUGGUGAAUGUUUUCGACCUGAGCCGGGGAGCGGAGGAGGAGGCGCUGCUCGCUACCUGUAACAGCGACUCCUCCGCUGGCUCGGUCUGCUGGUCCGGAGCAGAUUACACCCAGCUGCUGUGCCUCAGCCACGACGAGGGGCUACACCUGUGGGACCUGGGCCAGCUGGACACAGAGGAGCCUCUCACCAUCUUCAGCACCUCGGAUGCCCGCAGCCUGACACUGCUGGCUGAUGGAGGAGGUGUGGACUACCUGGUGGGGGGGGGGUGGCUGGAGCAGGCCCAGAAGCUGCUGGUGGUCGGAGGACAGAACAGCGGGGAUCUCCACCUGAUGGAGUGUGACGACAAGGGGCUGCGCCUGCUGAGGAGCCUGGAGGGUGGCCACGCCUCCACAGUACGCUGCUUCUUGUGGGACUCGGCGGGGGAGUCGCUGGUCACGGGGGGAGAGGACGCUCAGCUGUUGCUGUGGAAACCAGGAGGGGAAGAACUCACAACGGGUAAAAGGGAGUCCAUGAAGAGUGAAUCAGCUUUGAGACUCAAAUCCAGACCACAUAAAAAACACGGCAACCAGAGGCAGAAGAAGGCGGCGUAACAGAGACCUGACUGCACUGUGGUCGCUGCUCACUCCUCUGCCAACGUUUCAUUUCUGAGAAGGAUCAUUUAAACCUGGUCUUACAUAAAUAAUUCACUAAGUCCCCCAGGAAAGAAAACUCUGAGUGUGAAAACCGUGUUUCAGGUCCAUGUUACGUACCAGUUCUCAGCUGGGAAGAGUCACUGAAUUGAAGGACACUCCUCAGUAUGUUGAAUGAAUCUGCUUCGUUUUUGAGCUAAUGUUCUGAUUCUUGAUUAAUCCUUUACAUUUUUUUUGUCAGCUUUGCAAAAUAGUCACCUGAAGAUAAAUAAAACCUGAAGUUUCAGUUUCUAGAUGUGUUAGAUGUCACAUUAAACCAAAAAUCUUUAGGUUUUGAACUGUUGGUGAAACAAAAGAAAUUUGAAAAUGUCACUUUGGACUCUGGAAAAAUGAAAUGGAAAUUUUUCACAUUUUGCUAUUUCACAGACUACGUGAUAGGACCGUUAAUCUAGAAAAUAAUUGGCAGAGUAAUCAAUAAUGAAAUUAAUCUGCAGUCCUUCUUGUGUUGCUCUGUCAGAUCCUCUCCAUCAUACGAGCCUACAACAUGGAAUGUCACUGCUUGUUUACUGACACAUAUUUCUUACAUUAAGAAAUCAUUCAAAUGACAUUUUGUCCUGUGGUUUUUUCAUUUUUAUCUGGUAAAAUUUUGUCCAAAAGGCUAAACUCACUGCACAAAACAGUAAAGGAGACAGUUUCCUGUUUAUUAACUGCAUGUGAAUGUAUUACAUACUGUAAACUAUUUAUUUGUAGUCUGAAAGAUUCCUGAGGUUUUCAAUUUUAAAUUAGAUUUUGUACAAGUUUAGCAAAAUUCCCAUUAUUAUCAUGCCAUUUUGUGUCAUUGUGUGUUGGUGAUAUUUCUCCUUUAAAGCUGCAGUGAUUGAUUCAUCCACCGGAGCUGCAUGGCACAGCAGGAUCACGCUGAGGGAGCAGGUAUCGCUCUCAAAUGGCAAAGAGUGGAAUAACUGAUUGGCAGUGCAAGUGUGUGCUUCUGUGUGUGUGUGUGUGUGUGUGUGUGUGUGUGAGACUCAGGAGAAAUCAUGCAGUGAUUCAGGCUGAUGAAGCAAACUCUCAUUCAUAUUAGAGACAUUCAAGACUGUCAGUAAUGAUUUGUGGUGAGUCAGUGAUCUUUAUCGACAACAACCUGCAGCUUUUACAUGGUGACAGAGAACAUGCAUGUUUCCAUGGUGUGACACCAUGGAAACAUGGACAAAGUGUUUGGUAAAGUUCACAUUUAGAUCUGUUUGUUGAAAAGUAAAUUCUCAAAAACUGAUAAAUAACCAUUAAAGUUUCUAAUGGUACAAAGGUCAAUACACCUGACUGUACUGGGUGUUCAUAUUACCUGUAACUUGAUUGAUCAGGACAUGUACCAGGUGUUUAUUGUUUAUUAUGGGGCCACUGGCUGCUUUCGUAUGUUAUUUUGUGCACCGGGGUGUAAUUACUGUGCAUGGAUCUGAUGUCAGAUCAGUGAUUCUCAAUGACCAGCGACUGGAGCUCAGCUCCUUACAGCACAUUCAGUUCAGCAGCCUGUGUCUCAUCGUUUCUCCUGUGUGUUAAAGCUUUUCUGUGUUCUGUAUUCUGUCAGUCAGCACACACCGGAGACUGAACUGCCCUGCCACCUUUAUGAAGGUGGGUGGGCAGUUCUUGUGUCUCUUUUAAACAAGAUGUUGGACUAGAAUUAA